Molecule: messenger RNA, 622 nt
Organism: Guillardia theta CCMP2712
Lineage: Eukaryota; Cryptophyceae; Pyrenomonadales; Geminigeraceae
Exons: 2
Coding region: 8-604 (198 amino acids)
Source: RefSeq, a predicted model, not a curated record
CGGGGCUAUGAAGUCUGUAAUGCUCGUCCUGCUUGUCGCCUGUCUCGCUGGCAUCGAGGCCUUCACAGGCAGCAUUACACCUCGCAAGCAUGUGCUGGCCGUGAGCAGCAAGCGGAACAUGCGUCCUCUCAUGUCGGCGGACGAGGGAUCAGCGACCCAGCGAUCUCCCUUUCUUGCUCCGUUGGCCAUCGCAGACGCGGAGCUGAACGUGGCGUCAGGUAUGAGGAGGAGGAGGAUGUCGGAGCAGCGCGUGUACGGGAGCAGGAGAAGCAAAGAGGGCAGGAAGAAGGCGACGGUAGGAGUGAAGGAGACAGCAGGCGUCGGAGCGCUACUCGGCUUCAUGGCUGCUGGUCCUGUGGGCGCGCUGGCAGGAGCAGUCGGCUCAGCCAUGUUCUCCAAGAAGGACAACAUGGCUGGAGAGACUGUGCGGACAGCGGCGAGGGCAGCGAACGUGCUCUGGGAGGCGUCAGGGGAGGUGACGGGGGCAGUGAGCAAGAGCCCAGUAGGAAGCAUGAUGCGAGAGGGGCUGAGGAGCAUGGACGGCGCCAUUGACAACUUAGACGAGAGCUUGUCGAAGAAGAAGAGGAGGAGGAGGAAGAGUUAGAUACGUUUGCUCUCUUUC